Molecule: messenger RNA, 1647 nt
Organism: Priceomyces carsonii
Lineage: Eukaryota; Fungi; Ascomycota; Pichiomycetes; Serinales; Debaryomycetaceae
Gene: HXK1
Product: hexokinase 1
Exons: 1
Coding region: 1-1647 (548 amino acids)
Biological process (GO): mannose metabolic process; carbohydrate phosphorylation; glycolytic process
Cellular component (GO): mitochondrion; cytosol
Molecular function (GO): glucokinase activity; ATP binding; mannokinase activity
Source: RefSeq, a predicted model, not a curated record
AUGAAGGGCUCCGAAAUAAAAUUUGAUGGCCCUAUAAAAGUUCCAGUCCUUGAAAAGGGACCGGAACAGACAAUGAAGUUCUUAGAUAAAAUUAAUGAUACGGUCGUUGAUAUCAUACUGUUAUCACGCGACAAAGAAACUCCCUCAGAAGACACUAUUUCACCAGUCACCCAAAACUCGUUAAGCUCUUUGAGUUCUCUGAGUUCAGAUGAAGACUCUGAGCGUUUUGAAGCAGCCAUUACUGGCUUCACUAAAUCUCUAAAUAAUGGGAUUAUGAAAAGGCAUUCCGACUUAUUGGUCGAAGAUUUCAAAGAGGCACUCCAGCAGAAUUCCAGAAUGUCAAUGUUACCAAAUCAUAACAUCCUGCCCACGGGUAGGGAACAUGGUAAUUAUUUAGCAAUAGACUUGGGUGGGUCUACGUUAAGAGUCGCUCUUAUCAUGAUCGAUCCAUCGCUGGCAUGCGAAAACAACUUUAAUCGAAUCCACACUCUCGUUGAAAAGAAGUGGUUGGUUGACAACAACUUCAAGGUUAUGGAUUAUGACUUCAUAAGAUGGAUUGGUGCAAAAGUAUCAGAAACUCUUAAUUCACAAACCCUUCUCGCUCCAAGAAACAACACGAUUAAUGUGGGUGUCACUUGGUCAUUUCCUUUAGAAAUGGUCUCUCACAAUUCAGGCAAAAUUGUACAUGUAAGUAAAGGCUACGAGGUUUCCCCUGAGAUUUUUCAGAAAGACUUGAAAAUGUUGCUUGAGACAGUGUUAGCUAAUGACUUUGAUAUAAGCAUCGAUGUAAAAGCAAUUAUUAACGACUCUUUGGCAGUCUAUGCAGCGGGGACUUUUUAUGAUAGCUAUACAAAACUUGCCAUUGUUUUGGGCACCGGCUUGAACUUGUGCUAUUCAUUACCAACUGCAGAAAUACCUCCUCAAAAAUCUUUAGGAAAAGAGUCAGCCCUAUACAACGUUGAACUUUCACUUUUCGGGCAACAUUUAUUAGAAGAUUUUUCAACAAAAUACGAUCUGCUAAUUGAUAAUAGGUUUAGUUUAGUGGAUUCUUUUCAUUUUAAGUCUUAUAUGACGACUGAUCCAAUUUCUCAGUCCAUAUUUCAGCCCUCGGAACUUAUGACAAGUGGUAGGUAUUUGCCAGAGUUAACGAGAUUGGUCUUGAUUGAUAUGAUUGAUGCUGGUGAAUUAUUCAAGGAUAUUAAGAAUUUGAAAAGACUUUACGAACCUUAUGAUGGUUUAACUGGUCGAAUGCUAUGCUACAUUGAUGAAAAUAAUAGCUUCUCGUCCAUAAAGCAGAUCUUGCAUGAAGAGUAUAAUUGGCCACUUGAACAAAUAAGUGUUCUGGAUAUAGUCAAGCUCAAAGACUUAGUAAACAGCGUUAUUCAAAGAGCUGCUUUUAUUGUUGCGACUAUGAUCGUUUCUUCGAUCAAGUUAAUAAAAUAUCAUAAUAAGAACGAAAAUUAUGAUCAUGUCAUGGUUAGCUCUGUGGGAUCAGUAUUGGAAUAUUUUAAUCGCUACAGAAACCUUAUUACCGAGUGGAUUAAUAAGAAUGAAGACAUCGUGGACAUGGGAUUGACAGUGGAGUUCAUGCACAUUGAGAAUAGUUCAAUAGUGGGAGCUGCAGUUGCUGCAGCUUACUAUCUGUAA